AUGAGCGCUACGCACCCCCGAGACAACUCCUUCUGGUUGCACCCGGGGGCGAACGCGCGCUUGCGGCGGAUUAAUCGCAUGCGAGGCCCCCUUUGCUUCUGCCACCCACUAGGCACUCUGGCAUGGCUCUUGAAAGUUCGCCACUUGUGCACGACCUGCAAACUCGUGCAUUGGAGGAAUGGGUUCAGGAAUCUCUGGGGAGAGAACGGGGAUGAAAGGGAUGUGGAGAUGGAAUGCGAGGCUGAGGAUCAUGCCCCGAUGCCUGGAGCAUACAACGUGGCUGCCUCGCAGGCCCCUGUGACGAGCGGCGUUGCCAUUUCGCGUGAGGGGGUGCCGCACCAGGGAGUUUCCUUACAGGCGAUAACCAGGUCGCCCACGGUUAGGUCGGGCCCCGAAGCGAAUCCGGGCGCUAUUGCUAUCAGUCCAGGGAGGCAGGAAUCUGCGUUGAUCGAUGGUGCUGGAGCUCGACACGAGAGCCUUGCAGCACCUCCACAGCUAACUCAAUUCAACCUCCAAGGCAGCAGCCUAACCGGAAACACGAUCGUCAGUGGGAACUUGACUCAAAUUACGAACGUCGUGCAGCCGGUCGGAGUUCCUGAACAAAAACUGGAGAUCAUCUUGGAAUGGCUCGCGCCGAAAGUCAAUUUUCGGUCCAUCUACAUCCAGAAUCUGGAGAAGUGUGCGGAAGGAACACUUUCCUGGUUUCUCACAGGAGAAAAAUACGACGAAUGGAAGAACGGGAAAACCAAAGUGAUUUGGGGAAUGGGGAUUCCCGGGGCUGGGAAGACCGUUCUUGCAUCUCGCCUCAUCGAGGACCUCGAAAAGCAACCCGACAAGAAGAUUUGUAUUCUCUAUGCCUACUGCCGCUACACAGAGGCCUUGAGUGUCAAGGACAUCCUCGAAGGGCUGAUCAAACAAUGCCUCGAACGCCAUCCUGAGAUCGCCCCAGUCAUCAUCCCCGUCCUUGAGCGCCAUCGUCGCGAGAAAACCCGACCGUCUCUCAAUGAGCUCAUGGAUCUCCUCCGCACCAUUGAGCAACACUUCGACAUCGUAUUCUACAUCAUCGACGGUUUGGACGAGGCCAAGAUCGCCACUCAGUUCGACCUUGUCAAAGCGAUAAACUCACUGGGGGGACGCUUCGCCAUCACCUCCCGACCGCUCCAAACACUCGAGGGAGACCUUCACUCUGCUGCCUUCUACCCGGUCUGUGCGCAUAGAGAGGACAUCGAGCGUCUCGUGCGGGAAAAAAUCGACCAACACUCCCAUUUGCGUCGCCUUCUAGAACUGCACCGAUGUGAACAGAGAAUAAUUUCGGCGAUAGUGGACAAGUCUGGGGGAAUGUUUAUACACGCCGCACUGCAGGUCGACGCGCUCGGAUUUUGCAGCAGCCUCAGGGAUCUGGAAGAUGUCCUGAAGAAUUUGCCCCUCUCACUCAAGGACAUGUACCGCCAAACGGUCCAGCGCAUCAAAGCACGGUCUCCUGCUCAAGCUGAUCUUGGGAUGAGGGCUCUUCUUUGGGUAGUUUUCUCCCUAGACAAGGAGCGCUUCGGCAUCGAGCACUUGUUAUAUGCCGUUGCCACCGACCCAGAAACGCACGUGUUCGACGAGGAGCGGAUGGUUGACGAAGCGGCACUGAUAUCGGCCUGCUGCGGGUUGAUUGAGGUGCAGGAUACUUAUUGGGGGCGGUCGGUUCGCCUUGUUCACUACUCGGCUCAAGAGGCGCUUGCAACAAUACUGCUGGAAUGUUGCCCCCAUCCUCACACUAUGAUUCUUCAGACCUUGAUGCAGAGGCUUAUUUCCCUAGGCCUACCUCAAUCCCAUGUCGAGGACAACGAGGCACUAAGGAAUAUCCUAGAGCAACCACUUGCCCGAACAUCCCUUCCGUUUUACGGUUACGCGUUUGCAAGGGCCAACCCUCUUCAUCUAGCCGCUUACUAUGACCUGAUCGGUUUUAUUCCGAAGCUGGUGUCCGAGGAUGGUGUUUCCCCUGAUGGCCAGUACAACGUCAAUUCAACUACCGCGUCACACACCCCCUUGAGUAUCGCCUCGGAGCUCGGCCAUGUUGAGAUCAUGGAAGAGCUUCUCUGUUGCAGGACCACUGACCCCAACCUACACACGGAGCACGGCACUGCGUUGGUGGGGGCAGCUCGGGGGAGUACAUUCUCCGCCCUGGUACGGCUUCUGCAAGUCAAGGACAUCCAUGUCAACGCUACCGACCAACAGGGGACGACCGCAUUAAUGUACGCGGCUGAGAAUGACACUGCGUCAGAGGUUGAGGCACUGCUUCAGCAUCCAGAGAUCGACGUAAACGCACGCGACAACAAUGGCGACACUGCGUUGAUUCACGCGUCGAGGAGCAAUAUCAGCGCUGAUACCAUAGCCUUUUUACUCCGAGCGGAUGGGAUACAGGUCAACGCUGCCAACCGGAAAGGACAAACGGCUCUCAUUGAAGCCACUGCACCAUGCAUUGAGUCACAUAACGUCGAACAACUACUCGAAUGUGACGAGUUGGAUGUCAAUGCUGCAGACGAGGACGGCGAUACAGCAUUGAUUCGUGCAGCGCGCCGGUACGAUGGGGCGCCCAUGGCAGAUGGCAUACAAGUGAACACUGCCAACCGCCGAGGAGAAACAGCGCUUAUCGCCGCCUUACAAUGCGACGAAGAGUCGGUGGCUGAGGCCAUCGAAGAGUCGGUGGCUGAGGCCAUCGAAGAGGCGGUGGCUGAGGUCAUCGAAGAACUACUGGAAUGUGUCGAUUUGGAUGUCAAUGCUGCAGACCAGAACGGGGAUACGGCGUUGAUUCAUGCAGCACGCUGGCACAUCGCCGCGGCGCCCAUGGUGCGCCUUUUGCUCCAGGCAGACGGAAUACAAGUCAACACUGCCAACCGGCGAGGAGAAACAGCUCUGAUCGCCGCCUUUCAAUCCGAUGAAAACUUCCAAGCCAGGGCAGUGGCCGGCGUUGUCCAAGAACUGCUCCAAUGUGUCGAUUUGGAUGUCAACGCUACGGACGAGAACGGGGAUACAGCAUUGAUUUGUGCAGUGCGUCGGUGCUACGUCCCCAACGACGAUUUCAGAGGAGCCGAACUCUUGAACAUCAUACGUCGACUGCUCCAACACGACGGUAUACAGGUCAACGCUGCAAACAGGAACGGACACUCUGUUUUGAUGAUCGCCUCUGACAGAGGAUACACAGACAUCGUGGGGGAACUGCUCCAAUCCAAGUGGGUCAAUGUGGCCGCUGUCGAUCCGAAUGGUGAUACCGCGGCAAUCCUGGCAGCGCGUGCUGGACACGACGAUGUAGUGGACCAGCUCAUCCAGGCCGAUCAAGCCGUUCUCAACAUGGCCAACGCCGAGGGCCAGACACCACUUAUUGUGGCCUCCCCUCACGGGCAUGCAAGCACAGUGCUGCGGCUUCUUCAGUCUGGAAAGGUAGAUGUCAAUGCCGUUGAUAAGUCAGGUUCCACAGCACUCCUUGCGGCAUCCACCGACAACCACUGGCCCGUCAUUCUCCACCUUCUCCGAGCGGAUGGGAUCCGAGUCAAUCAAGCGAACCACAAGAGGAGAACUGCGCUCAUGCAAGCGUCAAAGUUUGGUCAUUAUACCAGCGCCAGCAUCCUUCUACGAUGCCAAAACAUUGAUAUCAAUGCUCGGGACUCCCUUGGGAACACUGCUCUAACCUUCGCGGCUUUUAAUGGCCACAGCACCCUCGUUCAGAUCCUCAUUGACCACGGAGGUGUAGACGCCAACUCUGCAAAUUAUUAUGGGCGCACCGCCUUGAUCUAUGCGGCAUGGGCCCGGCAUGAAGAGGUCGUCGAACAGCUCCUUCAAUCUGGCAUGGUAUCGGACGUCGGUCAUAAGGAUACGUAUGGAUAUGACGCCGUCAUUUUACUGGCUGCGCUCUAUCAGAAUACUUUGCCCGAAUCUCCAGGAUAA
Coprinopsis cinerea okayama7#130 is the source of this 3930-nucleotide messenger RNA. RefSeq names its product ankyrin repeat domain-containing protein 50. NCBI's taxonomy places the organism in Eukaryota, Fungi, Basidiomycota, Agaricomycetes, Agaricales, Psathyrellaceae. Gene Ontology annotation, molecular function: protein binding. The transcript has 14 exons. Bases 1 to 3930 code for a protein of 1309 amino acids. The record is from RefSeq and is a predicted model, not a curated record.